Salvia splendens (bonfire salvia) is the source of this 1827-nucleotide messenger RNA. Its product is annotated as ATP-dependent zinc metalloprotease FTSH 9, chloroplastic/mitochondrial. Gene Ontology annotation, molecular function: ATP binding; RNA helicase activity; nucleic acid binding. NCBI's taxonomy places the organism in Eukaryota, Viridiplantae, Streptophyta, Magnoliopsida, Lamiales, Lamiaceae. The coding region runs from base 1068 to 1739 and encodes 223 amino acids. Gene Ontology annotation, biological process: proteolysis; protein import into chloroplast stroma. The transcript has 3 exons. The record is from RefSeq and is a predicted model, not a curated record. Gene Ontology annotation, cellular component: cytosol; chloroplast.
CAUCUUUAUAGCCUCAAGGCUAAUGAUCUAAGCAACUUUUUAAUAUUUUCAGUUUCUAAUUGGCUAGCAGUGAUAUGGAUUUUGUUUGUGGUUGUUGGUGCUCGCCGCGUAAGAUCCCUGUUUCAGGCAGCCAAGAAGAAGGUACAGUGCUUAUUCUUCCUGUUCAUUGAAAAUCACUAAGUUGUUUAUGCUGAUGGAAUAAAAUAAGAGAGAGAAAUGAGAGGAAAGUAGGAGAGAGCAUGGAUGGAAUACUUGGUUAUUUCUUUCCAUUUUAUAUCAUGAAGUGUAUUAUCGUUUUAUUAGGGAGAAGUCUUGGCCUCUUGGGUGGUCAUAAUAUUGAAAGUAUUUUAUAUUACUGAUUUUUUUGUAUUAAGUAUACAUAUUGUUAAAGUGGAUUUUUAUGUUUUUAUUUGAAAUUUAAAAAUAUUAUAAUUAGCAUUUUUUUGUUUUUAAAUUAUUGAAACAUUUUUUUAGUUCUAUACUAAAGUUUUAAUAUAUGAACUCCCUCUGUCCUAAUACUGUAAGCAACACAUUUUCCUUUUUUGAUCUCUUACUCAAGUUAAUGCAAUAUCAAUAUCUUCACUUUAUCCUCUAUGUUACAUUAUUCCUUCUCCGCUAUUAAUUCACAAAAUAAAAAUGUAUAUAAUCUCGUGCCGAAUAGGAAAUGUUUCAUUAAGAAUGGGAUAAGAGAAGUACAUUUUUUUUGUGAAGUGUAUAUAAUAAUAUUAUAUUUUAUUUAUAUUUAAUUAUUUCAAAUUUGUAUUCAGCAAGUGAAAAUCAUAAGUCCCGUGUAUAGCACGGGUGAUGAUACUAGUUUAGUUAACGGGAGACCUGUAAACCACUAAUUUAUUGCCCAAAAUCCGACGGCCGACAUUUAAAUUGGUAAUGCAAAUUAAAUCGUUGAUCAAAAUUCGAUAUCCUAUCUGCUGCAUCCCUCUCUCCACUCCGCUGUUCCCUGCAUCCAACUGCCUUCAACUCGUGUUGCGGCAGCAGAGCAAAACAGCACAAAGCCUCACAUUUUCCUAAUCACUACAUAUACUCAUUAUAUAUCAAUUCAAUUCAUCGAGAUGCCUUCCGUUGCUAUCGCGGAAGCUCAAUCCGCCGAUAAGAAGAUCACGAAGAACUCCGGAGUUGCGGGGAUGGAGGUGGAGGAAAACAAUUCAGCUGAGAAAAAGCUCAAAAAGGAAAAGAAGUCGAGCAAAAAGGCCAAAUUGACUGACCUCGACGAUUCUAAUUCCGACAGCCCUGUCAAAAUUAGUAAAAAGGAAAAGAAGCGGAAGGCUUUGGAAAUCGACGACAAUGAGGAAGGGAGGAGUGAAAACACCUCCGAGAUGAAGAAGAAGAAGAAGAUGAAAUUUAUGGAGGAUGACGAAAAAGAGGAGAAUCCUAAUGCUGUAUCCAAUUUCCGAAUUUCGGCGCCGCUUAGGGAGGCUUUGAAGGCCAAAGGAAUUGAGGCGCUGUUCCAUAUUCAGGCAAUGACAUUUGAUACCAUUCUCGGUGGUUCCGAUUUGGUUGGAAGGGCCCGCACUGGUCAGGGGAAAACGUUGGCCUUUGUGCUGCCUAUAUUAGAAUCAUUGACAAAUGGUCCUGCUAAAGAAUCGAGGAAGACUGGAUAUGGAAAGGCACCAAGUGUUCUUGUUCUCUUGCCCACGAGGGAGUUGGCUGCACAUGUACUCAACCAGCUGGGUGUACAGCUGUACAGCUGGUUGUAUACCAUGUUUUUUUUCGUUCUUGUAUAGCUGUGUUUUUGUUCUCUUUAAGACAUUAGUUAUAUCUUUAAGACAUUAGUUAUAUCUUUCUCAAUGCGGCCUCCAUGAUUUGAUGCAA